CGAAGUAAACCYCCCUGCCCUGCCUUACCCCAUGCACUGAGCACCUUAAGAGAAAAGCUGCUUUCCGACCAGUUGUCAGUCGCUCUUGGCUAAAGCAUGGAAAUCUCUACUCUCGCCACGUACCACUGCCUUGCUUUUGUCUGGUAUUUUUUUGUUGCCUAUUCCAUCACACACAUUAAAACAGAAGAGCGGCCAUCUGAAGUGUUCCUUUACGGUGGGCAGUGGAAAUAUUUGACAGUCCUCAAUCUGGUUUUGCAGGCUGUCUUCUAUGGGGUGUCCUUCCUGGCUGAUGUUUUGCGACUAAUUAAGAAGCUGCGAUGUGCUAAGCGCGUAAUUUCCAGCAGAGACCUUCUUUUCAGUGUCCUGGCUUUCCCAGUGUCCACAUUUGUGUGUAUAUCMUUUUGGACACUGUAUUCCUACAACCGAGAGCUGGUUUACCCCAAAAGCCUUGAUGGAGUCAUCCCACUCUGGUUAAAUCACGCUAUGCACACGGCUGUAUUGCCAUUUGCUCUCCUGGAAAUCCUUGCCUUGCCUCAUCGUUACCCAGCAAAGAAGAAUGGAUUGAUCCUUUUGGGAUUUGUUGCUUUUCUUUAUAUCAGUUGGGUCCUGUGGAUUUACUCUGUGACGGGAGARUGGGUAUAUCCUCUCUUUGCUUUGUUCAGCCCCUCUGGGUUAGCAGCCUUUUUUGCCGGUAGCCUUGCCGUCAUCGUCUCCUUCUACAACUUUGGAGAGUUCCUCAACCGUAUGAUAUGGGGAGAUUCAAUAGUAAUAUUGGAYCACAAGUGGAAAGGCAAGUGAAUCSUCCUCUU
Messenger RNA from Malurus melanocephalus (red-backed fairy wren), 809 nucleotides. It is a transcript of the gene ADTRP, whose product is annotated as androgen dependent TFPI regulating protein. Gene Ontology annotation, cellular component: membrane; endomembrane system. Bases 97 to 798 code for a protein of 233 amino acids. The record is from RefSeq and is a predicted model, not a curated record. Lineage: Eukaryota; Metazoa; Chordata; Aves; Passeriformes; Maluridae. The transcript is spliced from 6 exons.